Amoebophrya sp. A120 is the source of this 22123-nucleotide messenger RNA. The record is from the annotation of a GenBank genome assembly. Lineage: Eukaryota; Dinophyceae; Syndiniales; Amoebophryaceae.
AUGAUGCCCGCGACGAGAACCCCGGUUCCCGGCCUGCCGGUUUCCUCGGAGGCGGGGCGGACCAACCGGACGCUGUAUGUGUUUCGCAAGACCGAUCUGCGGCUGCUGGACAACCGCGCGCUGGCGCACGCCCGGCGGCUGAUGGCCGCGGCGGCGGCGCGGAACGAGAGUCCCACGAUCACCUUUGUCGUGGUGUUGGACGUUGCACAGGAGUGGAACCGCACCGGGGAGGUGUCCCUGCUCGCGAGCGCGGGGCACCAGCGCCGCCGGUUUUACCGGGAGUGCUGUGAGGACCUGGAGGAGUCGCUGCAAAAGUUGGAGUGGUUGCGAAACAUCCAGAAGAACCGCAUCACCACCACGGUGAAGGCCGGAUUGCCGCGUUACCAGACCACAACCACCGCUUCGGGAAAGACUUCAUCAGCUUCCGCGUCCGCUGCAAGCGAAGUAGUAGAAGAUGGGGAUAAAAAGGACAAUGAGGAUCUCGUCCCCCGCCCGCGCCUCAGCAGCCAGGCGAACUCGUUUUUUAAAGACCAGUCCCCCCGGGUGAGCCUGGAGCUGGCCAGCAACAGAAACAUCAAGCGACUCGUCAAGCCGCCGCCAGGUCUGGAAGGAGAGAUCGAUGAUCUGGAGGCCCGUGUCGCAAGUGUACAACGGGAGACUAUAUCAAAUGCAAAAAUGUCUGGCUCUGGGAGGAUGGAAGUGGAACUUGUGAUGCGUCCUGUGGGUCACACAAAAGUCUGUGUUGCGUGAUCACCAAAAGUUGUCCUUUUUUGACCAACAUGAGCGGGUGUUUCUCAUGCAGUAUAGGCAUGAUAGAAACUUCGCAGAAUCUGUCAUGCUAGGUCCUGCAUUCCAGACCUCAUGGGGCAUGGAAAAUAUGCAUGACAAGUCUGCACUCUUCCAGACCCAGACAUUUUUGCAUUUGAUAGACUAGCAAAAAUUCAUCCAGUAGUUCUUGUGCCAAUUCGUGUUCCACCUCCGGUGGACUCAAUACUGCAUCUUCCAAUAAUAUUACCCAGCAGCCCGCUUCGUCCAGGAACAAGAUGAACACGAAGAACAGUAGAACCCCGUCGACGACGUCCAACAUCAUGCAACUCCCCACGGUGGCUGGUGGAGCCGCUGGUGCCUCAUCUUCUCUCACAACAACUACCUCAUCUUCGUCCUCCCCCCCCGACCUGCUCUUUUGCUCCGAGCUGGAUUUCGUGUCGUUUCUGAAGGAAGUGCACAGUUUCUUCGACCACAUUGUUUGUACGAAAGAGGUGGGUGUGCGCGAGGACCGGCUGGAAAAGGAGGCGAAAGAGUUCUGCGAGGAAAAACUCCACGUCGUGAUGGAUGACACCAUGAUCGCUGAGGAGUGGUUUCCCUUUCGCCUGGACUUCGCCAACACCGCGAAGUACAUCAGUUCGUACCCGCAGAAGUACCAGAACCAGUGGUACUCCCCGCCGCGGCACCGCGAAAUGACCUACGAGGACCACCGGCCCCGGCUGACCACGAUCAGCCCCGCCGCGCAGAUGCGGCUGGGGCGCACCCUGCCCAUGAUGAAGGACACCUACACCGGGUUCCGGACCUAUUUGGAGCAAAACAUGGACCGCUAUCAAAUGAAAAAUCUCCCCUCCCCAUAUCGAAAGGGAAGUCUGUGAUGCUGUAUUUGCGUACACAAAUCAGCUUUGUCUUGCAGUAGAGCACUGCAGGCAGAUGCAAAGCCCCGGAAGGGGUGGCUUGAGGUAGUCACUUAGCAUGGCAGACGUCUGCCGCAUUGGCGCAGCAGCGUGACAAAUCGCCUGCGAAAUGCGGCGGAAGCUCUGGCGUUGCCCUCUUGCAAGACAGACUCGAUUUGUGACCACAAAGCCGCAGCGCAAAUUUUGAAAAGCACGCCUUUUAUUCGAUAUGGGGAGAGGGGAUUUUUCCUCACAAUAACCGCGACGAGCAGAGCCACACGCUGGGGGUGUACCAGUUCGUGGACCGCUACUGCCCGGAUUUAGCGCUGUCUCUCUCCGUAUCAAAUGCAAAAAUGUCUGGAUGUCUGGAAACUUGUAAUGCUGCGUUGGGAGCAGUGAAUGCUCUGUAAUGCACCACCAAGCAUGAGAAAUAUCUGCGCUUCUUUGUGUUGCGUUUUUCGCAUGACAAACUGCGUUUCCUCGGUGCUGAGACAGGUUCCCUCGGUGCUGAGACAGGGAGUUUGCACAGAGUUAUUUCUACCUAGAUAACAACCUACUCACGUCGCAGCCGUCCCAGGAGUUUCGGUUGUUGUCUCUCGGUAGAAAUCACGCUGUUCAAAAUUUCUGUUUUGGAGUUUACCGGGUACGCGGUUAAGAGUUUGUCGACGUAAUUUACAAAGGGACGCCCUGCCCUUAGUUUCCCAGCAUGACAAACUGCGUUUUUGCAUGAUCGGCAAAAGGGUCUCUUCUUGGACACGCAUCACAAACUUUUUGGUCAUGCCAGACAAGCUAGCAUGACAAAUCUCGCAAUUUUCCAGACCCAGACACUUUUGCAGUUCAUACUCCGCCAAGGAGAUGGAGUCCGUGUACGGUGCCCGCCGCGAUUUUGGGCAGCCGUGUUUGGAUAGCGACGGGGAACUAUCAAAUGUAAAAAUGUCUGGGUCUGGAAGAAUGGAACUUGUGAUGCUGCAUUUGGAUUCCAGAAGAAUCUGUAGUGCAUCGGUACCAAGAGAAAUGUAAUGCUUGCUACGCGGAGAGGGCAUUUGUCAUGCGGAAUAGGUGGGAGUGUAUAGAGUGUAUAGAGCUGGUUUUGAAAGCCAAAGAGCUCGUUCUGAAAGUCAAAAUAAUAUUCUGGACUAAGUUGAAAAAGUCUCCGUUUUAAAACUCGGCACUGGUAGUUCGUUGUAUGUUUUCGUUCUCCGUCUUAAGUACGUCUUCAGCAACGUGGCAGUUUCGGUUCGUAGUAUCAUUAAGUUAGUAACAUGAGAUUCGUAUCGAAAGAAAGAAUCAACGAAAGAAGAAAAAUUGAAACUCAAAAAUUCGGUUCGUCUUCGUGUGUAUCUCGUCUCGUAACGUCUUAGGUUGUUUUAGUUUUAUACACCUCUGCCAGGUGUCGACACUGCACCUGCCAUUCGGCAGGAGGAGAGUCGUAUACUUUUUUGUCUGCAUGGGCUUACUUUUAGAAGACUGCGAUGGGAGGUCCCGCGGGUAUUGGUGAGCUAGCACCCUCGGGCUUUACCCUGCAUGACCAGGGCCCUCCCAUGUGAGCACUUACUUCGUACCUCCAGGCUUUUGGUUGGCAUCCUUGGUCGGAUGUUCCUGUUCUUGGUUGAAGUAGGACCCCGUGUGGCUGUAGCGUCUUCCUGCUUGCCCUGCUUAGUUUUUUGGCCGCGCCCCGUCGAACUUCGUACAAGAAAGCUUUCGUCUCUCCCUCGUACAAAUCUCGUCUCCCCUUCCCGACGUAGUUAAACCGGUUAUUCACUCCUUUACCUUAUCCCCCCCCUUGCACAGCUACAGCUAUCACGCUUUGUUAUUUUAGAAAUUGUUUUAGUGUUGGUUAAGUGGUUACUUUCAUAUGCUUUAUUGGUUUUAGUAGGGCAUGAUGCCAACGGGGACGGACAGCCCUUAGAACUCCGAUGUCAUGAAGGGUUUGCUAUUGCUGUGGUGGCAGUAAUUAAGCAGCUCUAUUUCCUUUUCCUUUCCAAAACUUCCAGGGUUUCGUGUGUACUUCGUAUAAGAACAUGACACUAAGCUCUCACAAGUCGUGCUGCUGGUUGGUUCGCUUCACCUUCGUCCACUCAAAUCAAACGGUCUCGGUCGGUCGUACGUAAAGUUUCGUUUAAAGUCUAAAAUUGCACUAAGUAUUCAUAUCAUCAGUUUGUAUGCAAGGACCAAUGCGAACAAAAUACAUAAUAUAAAUAUCUGCAUCGCGGGUCGUACGGAACCGCGCGGGGUCGUAAACGGGUAGGGGACGAACAGGCACCCCAAAACGAAAUUACCUACCUGAACCGAAAAAGUUUUUUCUUGCCGACCAGUGCGGAUUGCAAAAUGACUACUACUACCACGGAUGAGGAUGCGCUAUUACACUACCACGGUCUGCGCACGAGUACGGACGUACACGUACACCAAGCAACGUUAAGCCCUCAACCAGUGCAGGCCCCCGUAACAGAAGGCAUCUAUCAGUUACGCACAGCUGUAGCAGCACCGAUCCAACCGUCCCAACCCCUUCCCCCUACUUUUCGCGGUUUACGGACGUCUAUUGCCGGAAACGGACUCAGGGCUUCGUACACACGAAGACCACUAGAUUCCGCUGCUAUCAUUCAGCCCUAUACUGACGCGGUUGCUACGGACACACAGCCGGUCGGUGCCGGAGUUCCACAGCAGGUAACGCGACCUCCGUUCCGCCUUCUGUCUACAGAAUCCCAAGAAGACCGGUGCAGCUGGGAACCGGGAAAGGAGUACUGGACGUUCAGUUGGGGCACGCUCCGCUGGCAGUACGACUUCUUUCGGGGUACUUGGCGAUACGAGGACUCCAUCCACCGAGCCAACCAACAAAUCCAGAGCUGGGAAGACGCGGGUUUUCGGGUCGAGAAUGGCGAAAUACGGCCGCAGUCGUGAUCCCUUACUCUAGCUGGUUUACAGCUCAAUAUCUAUUGUUCGUCUCAUGUAGUUUUUCAAAAUGGCUUCGCACAUCCAGCGCCCUCUCAUGGCGGAGCCGAACCGAAAUUCUACAGUAGCUCGGGCGAACAUCAUCGGUCCUCACGUCCCGGCUUCUCGACAUGUUCCUUCUCUGUCGCUACAAGUGCUACAGAAGCCGUCUCGGCCAUUAGCUCCGAGCCCCCCGAUGGAAAACUUCCUACAUGCGGUGAGCAACUCGAUUGUAGCAGUCGCGGAGUUUUGUGAUGUACAACAAUUGUACACAAGCGACUUAUUCGCAAUAAAAAACGAUUUCAAGAAGGAGGGUUUGCCGGUGGCUUGGAUGGCGGAUUAUUCGAUACCGCUGCAGAUGAAGGCGGCAUCCUUCAAAAGACACGUCCUGGCCCCCAACAAUUGGUACUCGGAUCGACUACGACCGGACUUGUUUACGCUGGACCGUGCCCACAUGUUGCAGUGUUGUCGCGCAGCAAAAGGCAACCCAUGCAGUCUUUGCUCGUCAGCCUCCUCCGACCGUUUCUUACAGGUAAGCGGCAAGCUGCUAGAAGUGCGGGCUCGUGAGCAAAGGUCCUGUGAUGAAGCGGGUAACACUAGUCUGGUCUACUUGCGACGGUGCAGCUGCGGACUAUCAUACGUGGGCAAGGCCCACACGGGCGCCGGAGCGGGGACGAGAUUCCAUUCCCACGCUAACCAUGCCGAGCGGGUGUGUUUGGAAGCAGAAGGCCACCCGAUGUAUGCGCGCCAGAAGCUGUACCUUAGCCACGCAGUAACAACGGAUGUUUUGUUCUGUAUGGACAAAGUGGAAGCCAACCGCACCGCUACGCUUCCAGACGGCUCCACCAUGUCACAAAUAGAUGCAUGGGAGUCGUUUUGGAUAGUCGCACUCCGCACGUACUACCCCUGGGGUUUUAGCCUGGAGUUUAAGGACGUAACGCAUCCUUCGGCUCCUCGCCGUCGGCCCUGCCCCGAAGAUGCUGCGAGCAUGUGCCGCCGGCUCUCAGAGCAGGGCGAUGUAUUAAAGGUGCAGCGUCUGCAACGUAACCUCAAGCGAUACGUGGCGGCGGUGCAAGCAGGCAACAACAACUUCCUUCCAGAUACGGCUCUGGUACAGACAACUCACAUCGGUACCCCAGGACUGAUUAGUCCCAAUCCGGAUGCGGGCCGCAUCUUCCGAGAACCUGAAGCACCUCAAGCGGGGACUCCAGGUACCCAGGACGUUGGAAUUAGUUGCACGCAGGACGUCGGAAUUAGUUGCACGCAGGAGUCUGACGAGGUCCUGCCUGCACCUCACACCAGUGCUUGUGUACCAGUCCCGCGGGUACAAGUUUUCGUGGGUAAGCGCAAAUCCCAAAGACUAGUAGCAAACGAGCCGGAACUAAAACGCCGCAGUAUGCUGGCUCCGGAUCAAAAAACUCCCUUACGACCAUGCCGGCUGUCUAUGCGUCCUCGCCUGGUAGAGCUGCCUGCUGAAGCUAAAACUCCGCUCCUGUCUGCUGGCCCAGUAGUGUCGCCCUCCCGCAAGAGCAGCAUGGUGCAAGAGCUUUUUCGACGUAAAUUCAGCACGGUGCGGGGUAGUGAUGAUAAACGAACGGCACAGCGGAUGAUCUUCACUCCUGUAGAAGAAGCCAAAGACCACUUGCUCUCACUCGAUGAUCCAGGUGCGGCAAACUUACCUCUUGCCCAGACGGAGCAUCCGGAUGCGGCCUUCUCCACGAAACUACCAAAGACUGCAGCGGAAGUCAAAAAAAUCUUACUGGCACUCGUGUGGUUAUUCUUCACACUCGACCCGCCUCAGGAUUUUGCAGCUUCUGGUAGGUGGUUGCCGGUACCUUCAUGGCACAUUGGAGCAGCGAAAUUUAACACCAUUUCUUGGCUCCUCAAGAUACUUGCCGGUUGUAGCAAGCAGCUGCUGCGAGCACUACGACUCCACCUGACCACUGCGUACGUACUACCGCAACAACAGCUGUUCCUGCUCCAGGAACUGGUCGAAAGCCGCCUACGCUUGACGAAGUUGGCGGAUGACAAGCAAACCCGGGAUGGUAAGAAAGCGGUGAUCUUCUUUUACCACCACAAAGUGGUCGACAUGCUCAAUCUUCGCUCCACAUUCAGACAUGUGUUGAGCGACAGAUUCUUAGCAUUUACUUACGGCCCCCCGGUGUGCUUGACCACCUUCAGCCUGAGACUGAAAACCAUCCCCGCAUCCUGCUCUUCGUUGAAAUGUGCUUGCGCAGAUUAUCGUCGCUACUUCGACGAUGGAUGCACGUGGGGAGGACAUUUGGCGAUGCCCGCCACGGCUGCGAACAUCCAGGUGUUGUGCGGACCUGCUUUCGAUUCUGUGGUGUCUUCCAAGGUGGCACUGCUAAUGCGGCCGAAGUUCCGGGUCGAGCAAAAGUUUUCCGCUACGAAAUUGCUCGAGCGAGUGCCGAUUGCAGAUCAAGAGUUGAUCCAGGACGUACGCCACUUUUUCUGGUGCAAUGCGGUGUCCGAAGGCGACGAGCAACUAGCCGAAGUGGACUGGAACAGACACUGCGGACGGAUCUGCAGCCCCGAUUCCGGUUCCCGACGCCAACGGCCGCGUAGUAGAGCGGUCCGCUGCGUCUACGUUCGAAUGGGGCAAGUUCACCACUGCUUUCGACGUAGUACGGAACCUCCAGCAACUCUUCGUUUUUGGGUACUACGACAAAGCUACUUCUACCACCUGGAUGAUGUGCAAAAGCUUGUGCGCGGCGCUGUUGAUGGAGGAUCUGGGAAUGGCUGGUCGUGGGUCUUUCCCGACUGACACUAGCUCCGAUUACCACCGUGCAGACUUCGUAGAGCCGCUUCCUAAGACCAGUGUCCCUGCUGCUUCCGCAACAGUUACGUCCCCGGUGGCAGAGUUGUCGAAACCGAAACAGCCUGCAACUUUUCUGCCGAUUUCCUCGCAGGCUUCCGCAAGUAAUAGGGUAGUACGGAUCGAGGAGAAAUCUUCGGGUAAUCAGCUGGCGGUAGCUCCAGAAAUACUUUCCAGUCGCUCGGACGUGGAACGGAGGGACGGGUCCUCACAUCAGCCUACUCCGGCUAAUAGAGGACUUUACCUGCAACGAAACAAGUUCGGGCUGCCAGCGACAACGUCGGAUAAGAUCGAAGCAAUGGAUCGUGAUCUGAUCGAAGAAACGAAGAAUGAACUACACAACGUGAAAAACUUGAUGCAGUUCGUGCUCCGCAAAAGCGACCGACUCCUUAGCCUGGGCCAGCUCACUUCCACCGAUCAACCGCACGCGCUGAUGCAAGCCAAGAUCAAGCUCCAUGCAGAAAUAGAGGCGGCUAUUGAAUUGGCCCUGGAGAAUUUGGAAAAAGAGCAAGCUGGCACCAAGAUACUCCGGCAACUCGCAGAAGCAGAAGCAGCAAGAAAAGCAGUGCAAGCGGAGCUAAAACAAAACAUACCCAAGGCGUCGGUGCCGUUAGCCGCCUCGGUUAAUGCAGUCCAUGUCCGCCCCUUCCCCUCCGCGCUGUCAGGCAAGCGGCAGUCGUUGAUGUGGAAAAUUAGUGCACAUGCCGGUUGGAGAGUCAUCUCUAAAAGCCUUUUAAGAGGAAUUAAAGGCGUUGGCUGUGCUCUGGACAUGCAUCGCGCGGCACAAGCCGGACUCGAAAAACUAGCGGUUUUUGAUCUGCGAGCGGGAAUUACGCAAACCGUUACAAAACAAGUGCUGAAGCCCGUUGCGCAGUCGGGCUGCGUUGUUGCCUUCAAACAUCAGCAGCUGUACGCGUCGACCGCAAUCCUCGCCAAAGCGCCGAUCCUCCAGUUGAGCUCGGGCCCAGAAAAAUGCCAGUGGUUGUCGCCUAUCUUCGUGCUCUCAAAUGCAGUAGUUCAGAUACUGUUUAGAGACGAAACGAAGAGGAACUUCUUACAAUGGGCUGCUGAAUCGAUCAGCUUAGGUUUGUUCUCCAGUAAGCUGAAAGAAAACCCGCUUCCUGUUACGGCCCUAGACCGGUGGAUUAGUAAACACGAAGUGGCGGAACUGCUACAAAUGGGGAUGAAACCGGCAGGCGACACGGGUGACACCAGUACGACUCACACCUCCUUGCUGCUGGAUGCAGACCCACUAUCGGCGUUCGAGCUUUGGCUCGAUGAUGAUACCACGGAGGACCCCGGUCCCCCUCCACUGUCGAUCAUCGGGGCGCAGCCGCUAGAUACAUCGGCCAGCACUAGUAGUAACCUGGUCCCAGGCCCGCACCUGGGCGUGGCAGUUAACCUCCUUGACGUUGCGGCUGGACUUGCUGUAGACGAGGAAGAUGAGGACCUGCAGGUGGAGUCGAACCUAUUCAACGACAGCAGCGUCAACGCUAGCAACAGGUCGUUACUAAACAGUGCGGCACACAAGUCAAGCGAGGACGUGGUGUAUGCGCGUCCGGCUCCGGAACAGUGGAUGGAUGGUUCACACAGGAUGCCACCGCGUUGUGCUACACCACGGCAUGCCGAUGCGGAUACUCGGGCCCAAGAUUCCCCUCCCCGAUCACCACCCACACCUGCGGCUAGCAGAAGCUCAACUUCGUCCCGUUCCAGUUCAACUAGCAAUUCCGCUUCGACAAGUAGCUCUUCUUCUACGCCUACCCUUACGUCAUCGGAGUCAGAAGAUCUGCCUCCUCCGCCGCCACCAGUGUUCAACCGAGCCGAGCUCGCAAAACAAAUCCCAAACUUAAACUCACCUAGUUGUUGGAUCAAGCAAGGGGUAGAUAAUCGGGGUUGCAAAAUUCGUCCACUGCUGCCGAUAUGGCAAGCGAGGCGCAGUUCUUCAUUUUUAAGUUCUGAAUUUCCCCCGGCGCAGCAGUCGCUGCACGAGGUGUACAAGGCGACAUCGGCGGAGCAGAUCAACGAGAUAGUGGAGCGACUUAGCAGUUUCGCCCCGGCACUGCAUGCCAAGGUCAAGCAGCGCCAAGCGUCUGCACAUCCGGCGUAUUAUGCUGUCAUCAAGGGCCACAAGUUCCCGGCCUAUAAAAUGCGAUUUAUCGCAGCGGCUACGGACAAAACUGUUCUUCACGCCCCUGGCAAAGUCUUGCACUUGAUUUUGUCGGCAGUGAUGCAAGAAUUCAAGGCCCGCGUGUGGCCUGGGGCGUGGAGCGUCGAGAGCUCGGAAGAGGCGCUCUCGCGGGUUACGGCGGGAGGGUUCGCGGAAUUCGACGGGUAUGAUUUUGAACGAUUGUACACCGGUCUUGAACACUCUUUCCUUUGCCACAACCUCCACCAGUUGAACAGCUGUGUCUUCACGGCUGGCGGUUUCCAGUCCGUUGUUCUGGGGUACGACAAGAACCGCAAAGGGCCCGAAAAGGAAUUUGCGUUCCUGUCGCGGGAUGCUCCGUCCUCUUCUUCGUGGUCUUUGUCGGACAUCGACGCUUUGGUGCGUUGGUGCUGCGAAAGCUGUUACAUCGGCAUUGCAGACGUGCUUUUUUUGCAAGUCCGGGGUAUGCCUAUGGGCAUUACCCCGGCACCGAGGAUGGCGGACGGUGGGUUGUCCUGGAGCGAAUGCGUCUUUGUUACGUCCCCAGCAGGACAGCAAUGCCGUUUUUUGCAAAUUCUUCGAUAUCUCGACGAUUUGCUCUCUCCUGUGCAGCUUCCUCUCCACCAAAUAUACCCCCGGGCUUUAGCCUGCAAGCCCGAAACGAUCGGAACGGUUACCACCACCUUCCUUGACUUUUUCCUCGACGCCUCAAUUCCACGCCGCCUGUUGUACUGUAUGUACGACAAGACACGAGUCUUUCCUUUUUAUCUAUCGAAGUUCUCGUCGUCGGCCAGCGCGGUGCAUCCCGAAGCGCACCAAUCGGCGUUCUGCAGCGCUGUAAUCCGGGCGUAUAAGAGGAAUUACUUGGUUGUUCAUUUCCUCCGGGACGUGGUCGAGCUCCUGGCUCGGUUCACUUUGAACGGCACUUUUCGGAGCUCGUUCCCGGGCAAAGCGUGCAAGCUGCUCGUGUCAAGACACGAAGUCCCCAAGUGGUUUACAACCGAAAAACUGGUCUCCACACUAGGGGACUGGAUGAGGAAAAUGCAGUCCGAAAUCGCGACAAUUCUGAACCCUUCCUGGCAGCGGUUCCAGGCCACGGUUAGGGAGUAGCAUCAGCCUUUUCGGUCGAGCAGAGGUUUUGCACAGUUACGGGCAGUUUUUUCGGUCGGGCAGUUGCUUUUGCACGGUUCCUAGUAGCCGGGUCGGACAAUGAUGGUUCACACGGUACAGGACGGCUCGAAGAUUCCAAAAAGUUUCAUUACAAACGUAGUACACAGUAAAAGUCUCAGCCGUAAAGUUUAGUAAGGAAAAAAAAGCCGUAGCUGCUGUGCAAAGUUGUAGUGAAAAAAGUUUCAAGAGCAAGCUCUUUCUUUUUCUUUUAACUUGGCUCCACUUAUCGACCCUGGUAGUAAGUAAAAGAGUAGGGAAAGAAAACUAGCUUAAAUACUCUUCAAUGUUUCUAUUCCGACACGUGGCCGUCGACUUCGAACAGGUAGCCGAAAACUAAGCAAGCGCAAAACUAGUCUUAAAGCUUUUUGAUUUCUUUGCGGAAAAAGGAUUUGGUGGUAGGCGCCCCUUCACAACUGGUUGUUGGGUUAAAAAACAAAAUAAACACUCGGAAGACGCCCCGCGAAACCUCUUGUAAUCCGUCCGCCGUAGGUGAGAAAGAAAAGCAUGACCUUUAGUAGUCUUGUCAACAGACGUUAUUGAAGCAAAACAAAGCUGCAAGAGCACAACGAGCAGUACGCUACUGCACACACUUAAGUUACCGCUUCAAAUAUAGAUAUACCAAACUGCAUUAGUAAGUUUCUCAUGCCCACUACACUUAGCUACUAAUUUUUUCGAAUCAGCGUUAGUUUUAAACUUUGAGCAACUUUAUCUCUUAAUUAAAAUUAGCAUUUCUGGUACUAUAUUUAAGUAAACACACGACAACACACAAAUAAACAUGACGCAGUAGAUAUAGUAUUCUGUGAUUGUUGUUGUAGUUGCGCCGUAUAAGCUUGUACAUCGCAUUGGACACACUGCGCAAAUUCUGUGCAUAUUUUUCUUUUCACAUUGAUAAGAGUGAACAGUUGGUCGAGAUACGUUGCUACCACGAAAUCGAAAAAAGCGACGCAACUCGUCUAGUUCCUCCUGUAGUUCCACUCGUAACGGGUCGUAUUCGAAAGUAGUCAGUCGAAAGUUGAUAAGUCGAAGGAGUAAAGAGUUUCGCGGACGUGCCUGAGUCGGUGGGUCGUUGACACGCUAUAUAGUAAAAGUUGAAAGUACUAAGUAGACCGUACAGAGUAGCAGUAUGACAUAUAGUAAGGCAAAAGUAAGAGGCUACUUAAAACAGUAAAAGCUAGUAGCUUAGCAUUAGAAAUGUCUUUUCCAAGAGAAGAGCAUGUGUUUUUUGGAGUCAAAGAGUUAGAUUGGACAGUAGCAGAAGAAAGAUAUUUUCUUAGAUCCAACCUUCCGGGGAGCUGCUUUUACACAGUUCCAUCCCCGUCGCGCGUCUCUAACUGGCAGGACGACGACUACGCACCGUGGCAGUUACCGCGCCCUCACCGAUUUCAACGACCUGCUCCUCUUCUUGCAGAACUUGGUCCGGAUCCAUCCUUGCUGAGAACAUUACGAGACCCAGAACAGCUGCCAGGGAGAUUAUCUUUUGACACGGCCCACGCGCUCGACAUCCCGCUUCCGUUCCACUCCCACGAGACGAAACACGGAUGGUUCUCCGAAAAUAAAUUCUACGGCCAGCACCUGUUUUCUACGCCGCCUCUAGUACGUGCUAGACGCGAAGAUCUUCGCCAGGAACGAGCCUGGGUCAGGGCGUUCAACAGAAACUUGUCCUCCCCAGUACCGUCGUCACCACCAUCGGUGCACGCCCUACCCGCUAACACGGGGCCGCGACCAGUAUCACCGGAGAACCACACCAGGGUAAACGGUGUCAGCCCGUUUCUACCGUCAUCGCCUGACCAUCCAGUGGAUCGCACCGACUGGUCGAUCUUCAAAAUCGAACGUAUUUUAAGCAGUCCUGCUGCCCUCCUGGCUACCACGGUACGCGGGCGGUAAGAUGGCGUUAGCACACAACAGCGGCUCCAUCUUUGAGUUCAACCUGCAUGAAUACCGCAGGUUAGUGGGGAUCAGUAGUAGCUCCGUACACGAAUCACCGUUGCCGCAACUAGCUGAACAACCGGAGCCUUCGCCGGCGCAGUCCCGGUCGGCGCGGGAGUCGGUGGCUAGCAGCAUCAAGUCCUUCGGGGAAAACGUUUGUGUCGUGCUAAAUUUUGACGAUGCAGACUUCCCGAUGCCGUCGUACGAAAAUACGGUCAGAUUCGUUCCGAGUAAUCCCUUCAGGUGGAAACAGCAGGCACUCCAUGUACUCGACGAAAGCAUUGCGAUACAAGAUGCAACCAUGGAAGCCGCCCGAUCCCCGAGCCGGAGUUUUGAGCUGCUAGACUUUCCACCAUCCCCUCCGUUCGGCUACAGCCCGUGCCGAUAUUUCGCUUGCUUACAACAGUACCAGGACGACAUCAUCAUCCAAGUCCCGCAGCAAGAAAGUAUCAAUCCGUUCCUGAUGUCCCCCUACUCCCCGCUGCUGUCUAACCCAUCGAUUUUUCAGAUCGAGCAGAUCGAACUCGACGCGAUGGGCUGGCUCCCGUACACCCGCCACUUCCCGGACCCCAGCCCCCGUCAGCUGAGUACUUACGAGAUUAACCGGUCCGAAAGUGCCAAACGCAGACGGGUAGGUUCUCCGCUGCAGGCCACGCUACAAGUAAACAUUUCUCACGAGUGCCAGCAGUUCGUGGCGUUCAACGAACAACUUGACGAAAACAAUGUUUUACGGCAAAAUCGACUCCAGUUAGCAGCUAACCAGGAGGAGGACAGGGCACCGGGAUUGACUCAGAAAAAUGCGGUAGCCGAGCGAAGAGUUUUCUCACCGUCGCCUACCCCGUCCGAAUUGUCCCUGAUGGCUGCGGGACGGCUGUGACGCGUAUCAUUUCAAAAUGAACCACGCAGAACUCCAUCACGCGAUUUGGUCCGCCUCAUCUUCAAACUUCUUUCAAGUUCCUGCUCGACUACGUGAUGCAAUUUACGACUACUAACAUCUUACGAAGAAUACGACGCAAACAUUACGAACCACGAAAACACAAGAACUUGUUGAACGACGCGAAUGACACCUCCAAGCCAAGCAGUCUAAUACCAGCACCCGAAAUGCAGACUUCACGGCAGCAGACUUUCUAUUCGUUGUUUUUCUUUUUUCAUUCUGAACAUCUUUUUCAUGUUAAUGCAUAUUACAAUGGUUAAUGCCCAGUUUCAAUGUAGGUAAAUCUGUAUAUUAAGGUCUUGGACUAGAAUAAAAGAAACAAACGGGUCAGAAUGAAAAAGAAAGACUUCGUCUUGCUUGCAUAUAUGCAUUUUGUUCGCAGAGCGGUAUUAUGUGGUCCUUCGAUGCAUGAGAGUUAACAUGCACCGAAAUAACAAAAAUCGUAACAGGAUCAAAGUGUAUAGAGCUGGUUUUGAAAGCCAAAGAGCUCGUUCUGAAAGUCAAAAUAAUAUUCUGGACUAAGUUGAAAAAGUCUCCGUUUUAAAACUCGGCACUGGUAGUUCGUUGUGUGUUUUCGUUCUCCGUCUUAAGUACGUCUUCAGCAACGUGGCAGUUUCGGUUCGUAGUAUCAUUAAGUUAGUAACAUGAGAUUCGUAUCGAAAGAAAGAAUCAACGAAAGAAGAAAAAUUGAAACUCAAAAACUCGGCUCGUCUUCGUGUGUAUCUCGUCUCGUAACGUCUUAGGUUGUUUUAGUUUUAUACACCUCUGCCAGGUGUCGACACUGCACCUGCCAUUCGGCAGGAGGAGAGUCGUAUACUUUUUUGUCUGCGUGGGCUUAUUUUUAGAAGACUGCGAUGGGAGGUCCCGCGGGUAUUGGUGAGCUAGCACCCUCGGGCUUUACCCUGCAUGACCAGGGCCCUCCCAUGUGAGCACUUACUUCGUACCUCCAGGCUUUUGGUUGGCAUCCUUGGUCGGAUGUUCCUGUUCUUGGUUGAAGUAGGACCCCGUGUGGCUGUAGCGUCUUCCUGCUUGCCCUGCUUAGUUUUUUGGCCGCGCCCCGUCGAACUUCGUACAAGAAAGCUUUCGUCUCUCCCUCGUACAAAUCUCGUCUCCCCUUCCCGACGUAGUUAAACCGGUUAUUCACUCCUUUACCUUAUCCCCCCCCUUGCACAGCUACAGCUAUCACGCUUUGUUAUUUUAGAAAUUGUUUUAGUGUUGGUUAAGUGGUUACUUUCAUAUGCUUUAUUGGUUUUAGUAGGGCAUGAUGCCAACGGGGACGGACAGCCCUUAGAACUCCGAUGUCAUGCGGAAUAGGCACCAAGAAGCUCUCAAAAAAUCUAUCAUGCUAGGGCAUGCAUCACAGACAUCCGGGCUCAUGCAAAACGUGCAUGACAAGUGUCAGAAUCUUCCAGACCCAGACAUUUUUGCAUUUGAUAGGAACCUACGCAGCGGCUGCACAUGGUGCACAGUAUAUCAAAUGCAAAACUGUCUGGGUCUGGAAGAAUGCAAGUUUGUCAUGCUUGUCUGGCAUGACUCGAGAAUCUGUGUUGCAUAGGCCCGAAAGAGCCCUCUUAGCUGUCAUGCGAAAAGGCAGUUUGUCAUGCGGAAUACAUAAGACAUGGCAGCCACAAAAUUUGUCAUGCAUAGCUGCGUAUUGUGGCGCGUCUAUUAUUCACUUUUAACAUUACAAGUUUCCAGACCCAGAGCAGACAUAUUUGCACCUGAUACAGUAACCAGUGGUACAACGGGCAGAGUUAUCAACUGUAAAAAUGUCUAGGUCUGGAAACUUGUGAUGCUGGGUGGCGUAUCAUGAGGAGGCCACAAGUGCUGGCUCAGCAUGGCAAGUUUCUGAGCUUCUAGGUGCUAUGCCUAUUCUGCAAGACAAACUGCGUUUCUGCAUGAGAGAAAAGUGGCGCUCUUGGGCAAUGUGCAUGACAGAUUUGAGAGUCAUGCCAGACACGCAUGACAAACAUGCAUUCUUCCAGACCCAGACAUUUUUGCAUUUGAUAAGAGUCCGCUCGACGCAGUGAAAAACGUUUUGCCGCAGGUCUUUGUCACCCACGCCCAAUUGGUGCAACCGGAAGUUGUAGAUGAAAGUAGUGGUGCUGCAACUUCUACGUCGGGCUGCUCGGGGCACAACAACCAGGUGGACGCCCUGAUGAUCGCCGCCGGGAGGAUGAAUUCUGCUAAAAACUACAAGCACUCGGCUAGUGCAACGACAGCACGACAUAUCGCAAGAAAAAACUGUUUCACUGUAAACUUGUCAUGCAGAAAAUGUAUUUCACAAGUGUUUGUCUUGCUACACAUGCAAGACAGUGGCUUUUUAGCUUUGUUUUCCCUUAGGAUUCUCGCAUGGCAAAUUUUCUCUGUGAUGCAGAACAAACUUGUUAUGCAAAACCUGCAAAAUCAUCACAGUGAAGCACUUUUUUUGCACGAUACCACAAACGGUUGGCGCUGGUCCUCCGCGAGUGCAAAAGGUGUUCAACACGGACUACAAGUUGUAUGAAAGUGCACACCUCCCCCUCCCCCUCAUUUGUCAUGCAAACUUCCAAAUCCUCCCUUUGCCUGUUGGUACUGUUUGCAUGACAGAUUGUUCCGGACUCCGAAACAGCACUACAAUCCCCUAGAAAUUUGUCAUGCAAAAGCUGCAUCUUUGCCAGCGCUUGUGUUGCUGUUCAUGCAACACAAAUGAGGGGGAGGGGGAGUUGUGCACUGUCAUAAGUUGUCCAAGUCGACGUUCGCCCUGGAGCCGAAAACGAGCAUGGUCAUGGUCCCUCUGGACAAGAUUUUGUUGGAAAACGAGCCGCAACUGUUCUUCGAAUUCCAAGACACGCUGAAGAUGUGGCCGGCCAUAUCCUGAGUAAAAACGUCCCCACCCCAGAGUUGUCAUGCAAAUGUGCAAUGACAGGAACAGUUGUAAUGCGCAGCUCCAUGAGGGGCAUUUCCAGUUGUGUUUUGGAAUUUGUAAAUGUAAUGCUGUAAACAGGACGAGAAAGUGGCUUUCUCAUGCGGCUUCGCUUGCCAACCAGCACUACACUGCAGAGGGAAACUUGUCAUGCGCAGCUCCCAAAGCUUGGAGAUUUGUGUUGCUAGAUUCCCAACUUGGCUAUAGGGUGGGGACGUUUUUCCCCAGGAUAGGCGAGCAGCGAGGAGAACUGGAAAGGCGUGAUCGGGACCGUAACCGAGCCGCCGGAGGCGGAGGACCGGAGGCAGUGCCUGGCGGUCGGGGAAGACUCGGUGGCGGGAGAUGACCGGUACUACUACCGCGGCGGCGAGCGCUCGGGGCUGAAGCGUCUGCAGUACCACUUCUGGGAGACCGACCUGGCCUCGACCUACAAGCAGACCCGGAACGGGUCACUGGGAAACGAGUACAGCACGAAAUUUUCCCUCUCCUUGUCGACCGGGUGCGUGUCCCCGCGGACCAUUCUGCACGAGUUAUGGAUUGCAACUAUGUUGCCUGGGUCUGGAAAGUUGUCAUGCGUAUGUCCGAAUCAUACGCAAACUGUAUUGCGAAGCCGCGCAUGACAAGUUUCUGAGCGACUCUAUCUAGCGUUAAUCGCAUGACAACUUGCCUUUUUGCAUGACAAAGAAUUGGCACUGUAGCGCAACGAGCAUGACAGACUUUUCUGUAUGGUCGACCAAGCAUGACAAACCUGGCAAUCUUCCAGACCCAGACAUAUUUGCAUUUGAUACGAGUUGGCCAAGUACGAGAUCGACCGAUUCCGAAUAUGCACUGCAAAAGUAUCGUACUAGUACGUAAAAAUGGCAUUACAAAUUGGCGCAGCAUUACAAAUUAGAUUUGUAAUGCGGAUUUGACUUGAGAAAAAAAUUUGUAAUGCAUGACUGCGAUUACUGCUAACUAGUACGAUAAUUUUGCAAUUCAUACCGAAACGACAGCACCUACUGGAUCGUUUUCGAGCUGCUGUGGCGCGACUUUUUGCACUUUGCCAUCCGCAAAUUCCACGAGAAGUUUUUCGACGAGGGGGGCAUUACGGGGAAGCUGCGGAGCUGGGAGAGCUGCACCCUCCGCCGGGACCGGAACUACCUGGCCUUAUCCAUUGCAAAGAUGUCUGGGUCUGGAAACAAGUUGGAACUUGUAAUGCUGGUCUUACACUCCUGUGAGAUCUGUAUUGCAUGACCCAGAAGAGUCGCAGCCACUCUUGUCAUACAAAAACGCAGUUGUUUCUCAUGCGGAGCGCGUAUGAGGAAGUGUUCUACAAAUUUGUCAUGCUCUCGUGCGUGAGGGAGCGUUUUCGUCAUGCACAUUUUAGCAUCACAAAUUUAUUCCAGACCCAGACAUAUUUGCAUUUCAUAGGCCUGGUGCAAGGGCGAAACGGGGAUCCCCUUCAUCGACUCGGCCAUGAAGGAACUCAAAAAGAUAUCACAAGGAAAAAUCCCCCCUCCCCAUAUCAAAAGGAAGUUUCUGAUGCUGGAUUUGCGUAUGCAAAUCAGGUUUGUCUUGCAGUAGAAGACUGCAGGCUCCUGCCAAGCCUGAGUAGAGAGCUUUUGGCCUGGGCGCUUAGCAUGAGAAACGACUAGGCUGUAGGCCCAACAGCAUCACAAGCCGCCUGCAUAAUGCGGCAGAGCCUGUGGCGUUGUCUUCUUGCAAGACAGACGUGAUUUGUGGUCUCAAAUCAGCACGACAAAUCUUCGGAAGCAUACCUUUUCGAUAUGGGGAGGGGGAGUUUUUCCUCUCAAUAAAAGACCGGGUUCAUGUCGAACCGGGGACGGCAAAACGUGGCCUCCUUUCUCAUCUACAAUCUGAAGAUCGACUGGCGGUUCGGCGCGGAGUACUUCGAACACGCUUUGAUUGACCACGACACGGCCGCGAAUUACGGGAAUUGGCUCACGAUCGCGGGGAUCGGGUUCCAAACCCGGGAUAACAUCUUUAACGUGGUGAAGCAAAGUAGACAAUACGAACAGACCGGGGCACACAUGCGGUACUGGCUGGAAAAACCCAUGGCGGAAGCCAAACAGGUAUAGAACAUGAGUAUAGAGGUUUUUUGGAGCACCUACGUACAAAAUUGAACAAAUUCAAACUUACCGCCGAUGGUGAUCAUCAUUUUACACGGUAGGAAUAUUAUCAAGCACGAGGAUCGGUUGACUUCAAAAAUCGGCGCUGUGACAAUCGGCGUUGUUCCCAAGUUCUUUCGCAAAACGUGAAAAAAAAGUAUACCGCAACUACAUUUCCACUAAUCUAGGUGAUGUUGCGCAUCGCGAGAGAGGAGAAGGAGAACAAUGCGGACGGCAUAUCAUAUGUAAAAACGUCCCCAUCCCAUAGUCAAGUUGGGAACUUAGCAACACAAACCCAGAAGUUGUGGGAGCCACGCAUGACAAGUUGCAGUCCGUAGUGUCGUGCAUGUGAGCAAGGACAACCGCAUCACAAAUCCAUCUGCUUAUCCUGUUAGCAGCAUUACAAAUUCCAAAACACGAAUGGAAAUGCCUCUCUUGGGGAUGCGCAUUACAAAUGUUCCUGUAAUCGCAAAUCCGCAUGACAACUCCGGUGUGGGUACGUUUUUACACAGGAUACGGCAGUCCCAAGUUGAAGCCCACGGCGCUGCCGCUGCCGGACAUCGAGAUUCGCACGUACAUAUGCAAUGCAAAAGCAUCGUACUAGUAUAAAUCGCAUGACAAAUUUUUUCAGCAUGAGAAAGAAAAUUUGUAAUGCGGAUUUAACCUGAGAAAGAAAUUUCAAUUUGUAAUGCAUGAAUGCGAUUACGAUUAGUACGAGUGCGAUACUUUUGCACAGGAUAGUACACGAAGACUUCGCCCCCGGAGCCCGAGCAGGACAAGGAGGACGCGUUUGUGCUGCUAUCAAGUGCAAAAAUGUCUGGGUCUGGAAGGAUGUAACCUGUGAUGCGCAUUUCAGAACACACAAAAAUCUGUCAUGCAUGGGUAGCAAAAGCUGCCCACUUUCUGUCACCAAAAUGGGGGAUUUGGCAUGCGGGUUCGGCAUUGCGGAAGCUUCUCGAAACCUGUGAUGCUAGAGCUUCCAUGCCAGACCUUCCGUGUCAUGCAGAAACAGCAUGACUCUUCCAGACCCAGACAUAUUUGCAAUGCAUAGCUGCGCAUGCUGUACCACACCCCGUGGGAAAUCCAGGACGAGCGGAUCCGCGAGAAAAUUCCCGCCGUCUACAAGACGCCCAUCAUCGUGCCCAAGGACCAUUUUCUGUACAAGGUAAGCGAUUUUGCGGAGGACGCGCCACCGGUCAUCGUGGGGCGGAAAGCGAAAAAAGCGUACUACGCGCUGCUGGCCGAGGCACGGGAGCAGGCGAACAAAGAGAACGAGGGGCUGACUACAACCGACGGGGAGAACAUGGAACAACAGGAGAAUCAAGGGACGGGAGAAAAUAUCAGUUCACAUCAAUCUGGGGGAACCACGACCACUGCAUCGACGGCGGGUGGGGAGAAAACUCCGGGAGGAAGCUCGCUGAAAGGGGUAUGACCUGCUCAAACGUUACAAUCUCAAACGUUACAGUAGAAUUUGGAAAUCUGUGAUGCAAGAAGUGCAUGAUCUAGCCAAGUCGCAUAGGACUGCGCAUGACAAGAUCCGGAGUCCCAAACCGCACUACAAUCUGCCGAAAUUUGUGUUGCAGAAAGUAGAGUGGUCUGCGAGUCUGUGGAGUGGUCUGCGAGUCUGUCAUGCUCAUUAUGCAAGACAAAUUCCAGACUCUAUUGUAACGUUUGAGAUUGUAACGUUUGAGCAGGCCAUAAGCGGAAAAGAUCGUGGUGAAUGCCGACGCGGAGGAGGAGAGAAUAUGGAUUGCAAGAAAUAUGUCUGGGUCUGGAACACUGCAACUUGUCAUGCUAAGUCUGGACGAUGCAAAAAUCUGUGUUGCGUGAUUGCCAGAAGCUGCCCACUUUUGACCAACGUGCGAGGGAGUUUCUCAUGCAGGACAGACAUGAUAGAGUUCUCACAGAAUCUGUCAUGCUAGGUCCUGCAUUCCAACCCUUGGGCGUCAUGGAAAACCUGCAUGACAAAAAACCGUGGAGGGGUCUUCCAGACCCAGACAUAUUUGCGUUUGAUAGAGAAGCCGAGUGAACUACCAGGACAAGGAAAACAACAUCCUCGGGCUGCACCAGCAGCAGGUGAAGACGACUUCGUCGAGCAGUGCUCUUCUUACCAAAACUCACAGUAAGACGCUGACGCCCACGGCCGGAUCUACAGCUACUUCCAAGACGUUGGCGAAGAAUAAUAAUAAAGGAACAGCAGCUGCUGCUGCACACGAGGACUUUUAUAAUUAUUCGACGAAGAGCAAGAACAAGCUGCACAACCACAACUACAGUGGGGGGAACAAUCGCGGGGGGUCUUCUGCUGGGUACAACAAAGCCACCGACUCGUAUAAUUCUUACAAGAAUUACGAGUACCCAGUAGGGAAUGCCACUGACCAUUACGACGCGUGGCAGUAUCCGGGUAGCAGUUCUUCCAAUCACAGCUACUACAACAACAAGCACAGUUCAUCUUACUACGGAACAGAAAGCAAUGCCGGCCCCUCUGGAGGUGGUGGCUACUACAACGGCUCGUCUUCAACGUCUUACAACAAGUACCACCAGAAUCAACACAAUAAUUCCUCCUCGUACGGCGCAACUCCUAAUUCCUGGCGUACGACCAGCGGGGGCGAUCCUCUGGGGGAGCACCAGAGAAACUACCCGACUCAUCUGGUCUCCGAGGAGCGGCGGCGACAGAUGGCUCUGCAGGAGAACUGGCGGGCGCAGCAGGCACAGGGUUGGAAGCAGAACCAGGAGCGGUUUGGCAACGGAAAGGGCGUAUGAACUGCAAAAAUGUCUGGGUCUGCAAGAAUGCCAGACUUGUCAUGCAAAUUUUCCAGGAGCUAUAUCGUCUGGAAUGCGGGACCUAGCAUGACAGAUUCUGUGAGAUCACUAUCAUGCCUAUCCUGCGCGAGAAACUUCCUCUCAACUUGGUCAAAAGUGAACAGCUUUUGGUAAUCACGCAACACAGAUUUUUACAUGAUUCAGAUGUAGCAUGACAAGUUCCAACCUUCCAGACAUCCAGGGAUAUUUGCAUUGCAUAGGGCGGGUGGAAUUACAACAGUUCUUCCACAACCAGCACCGGUAUCGUGAAGAAAAAUCCCCCCUGCCCAUACUCACAAUGGAAGUUUGUGAUGCUGAUUUGUGGCCACAAAUCAGCUUUGUCUUGCAUACGAGGCAAAUGGGACCCGUGUGGCGCAUUCCACAGCCAGGCUGUCAUGCGCUUUUGCGUACUGCAAAGCUGUCUCUCAUGCCUGAGUGCUAGCGUUUUGCAUACCUAAUCAGGCUUCGGAAAUGCCUGUAAGCGCUUGCUGCAAUACAGCGCUGAUUAGUGUACACAAAUCCAGCAACAGAAAUUUCCGUUUCAAUAUGGGGAGGGGGCUUUUUUCACUUUGAUAACCGGCGGCGCUUCCUCCUCCACGCCGAAGGAGCAGACCUCCCUCGUCUCCGCUGGGUCCACCACGAGUACCAACCCCUCCCCCGGAUCCAGCACGGCCGGCAGUCGUGGCCUUAGGAAAGUGGACGCGCUGAUGUAG